Exophiala xenobiotica is the source of this 1093-nucleotide messenger RNA. RefSeq lists its product as uncharacterized. Bases 344 to 766 code for a protein of 140 amino acids. Lineage: Eukaryota; Fungi; Ascomycota; Eurotiomycetes; Chaetothyriales; Herpotrichiellaceae. The transcript is spliced from 2 exons. The record is from RefSeq and is a predicted model, not a curated record.
AAAAGCGACAAAGGGGCGACGACAUACUACACGGGCGCAUACCACGCAGUUGCUGGCACUUGGCGCUUAGCCUGGCGCAAUGCCUCCCACUUGUGAGUAUACGAGUCCCACGGGCCUAGCGACGUUGCCAACUGAACGAAAAUAGUCUGUCCUUACUGUUGCAACUGUCUGACCAUUGCAAGAGCUCCUGGUACCAGAGAGCACCCGCAAGGUCUGAACGCCUUUACAUGCCGGACAUGCCCCUACCAAUUUGUUCUCGAUCAGCCCUACUACGAGCGAACGCACAUGAAGCAGAAGCAGAAGGAUGACAUUCUAGGCGAGGAGCAGUCUGAUUUGCCAGUCAAUGAAGUGCCUGGUGGAUGUCCCAACGAGACAUGCGAUUCCAAGAAAGCCUACUUCUACCAAUUGCAGACGAGAAGCGCAGACGAGCCUCCAACCUCUUUCUUCAAGGUAUGCCGCCCUUGUUACGGAAUCUGCCCAGCAGCUGAUAUUGUACAGUGUGUCGAAUGCGGAAAGCAGUGGAGAGAAUACUGAGAAUCUCGACAUCUGCUCUUUUUACCUGGAUACACCCGUCAUCUUUACAGCAGCUCAGGUGAACCUUCUCCGAUUGUUGGGAGAAACAUGCAUGAAAGCGCAGGACUGUACUGUUCUAGGCGCUAUCGAGCAACACCUCCGCCGUUCACGAUCGGACUUCCUCGCAAAUGGUCGCUGCUGGAAUCGUUUGGGGGCAUCAGGAAAACUGGAAGAAAGUCGAGUCAUAGAUUGAGACACAUGCAUUAGGCCCCAAAAGGCUAUCAGGCACUCAGGACAAGACACUACAUUUGGUUGGGGCGGAAAGAGGGAUUGAGUCAAACCCUCUGAUGAGUGGUUCGAGAUGGCAUGAUCGCAGGGAUGUUGGGCUGCAUCAUCUGAUGACACUUUAGUCUGAGAUGGAAAGCACACCUCUUGGGUGCCUCUCAUUGAACAUGAAAUUGAAUCAGCGGAAGACACUUUGAUAGAAGCUCUAGACUGUACGGCAUUGCCGCGCAGACUUUUUGCAAGGUGGAUAUUGUAGGUGUAAUCGCCACAAUUAUAACAGCCUUGAACGAGAAAA